AUGAAGUUCUACACGGCCCUGUGCUGCUUGGUGGCGGCGUUUGCUGCAAAGACGCAGCCUGGACAAUUACAGGCGGGCCAGGCUUUGGUGCAGGAUCACUUGCAACCAAAGGAACUUUCGGAGGAGGAAGUCGUCGAGGGAGCUCUUGGAGGGAACUCCUCCGGUCGGGAGCAGAAAAAGAAGGAGAAGGACGCAAAGGACGGCCCACUGCUCUCGCCCCCCGUCGUCACUUCCUUGCCUGCCGGGUCUCCUGCUGCGGCGCCCGCCGCCGCGCCUGCAGCGGCUCCCGCUGCAGCUCCAUCUGCUGCUUCGACGAGCGUUCCAGAGGUAGCCUGGUUUUCCUGGUGGCCCUGGUGGUUGUCACCCAGCAUCCCAGCUGCAGUUUGUGCAAGACUGCCGCAGUUUGCAAUCUUCCUUGCUCAGCUGCUUGCUGUUGCCCAGCUUUCCGUAAGGUCCAGUGCGUUUGGUGCUGACCCCCUUGCAGCCCAGAUGAGCCGCGCAAAGCUCGAGGCAGCCUCGUCAUACGUGGAGGAGUAUGUGAAAGUCGUGGAAGAGGUGGAACUUGCGGCCAAGGACGUGAGAGUCGGAGUAAUGUUGGCAACCAUAUUGGCAAUGCUUUGCCCGGCUACACAGGUCACGUUCCCUGUGCCCGCUUGGAGGGCGAAGCUGUGGCGUCUACUUUCGGACGUUCCCUCAGAAUUGCUCAAGGUGUCCGCAGCCAGAAGACUUGCGACGUUCAGGCGAUGCGAUUGCAGCGUGAAGAACAAGAUCGACGGACCAGGAGCCCAGAGCCGAUUGUAUGACAAGAGAGGCGUUAGCUACCCACCUGCUGGCGACACGCGUCACUCACGAAUCCCAGAGUCCAAUGAGGAGAAGUUCCACUACCACUCCGGCAUGGGAUUGACGUCGCUCGCAUACGACGGUCUCGGUGGUGCUGGGAAGCUGAGAGGCCGCGGUGCCGCCGCUCGAGGAAUUCCUGGCUACCAGGGUUACGUACCGGGGAAGGUUGCAGAGAAUGCUUUCGCAGAGACCUGGUCGAAAACGCAGGAGACAUCGCUGGCGUCUCACUUUGCUGCACGAGCACAAGCCCCUAAGACAUGGACACUGAUGACAGAGGGAAGGACUACGUUGGCUCCCGUUCCUUCUGACACAAUCGCAGAGAUGCCGCUGCGGAAUCCUUCCUACCAGGACCAUGCAAAGGGGUGGUCGAGUUGCAAAGUCACCGGAAGGGAGGUCCUGCCGGCCGGUGGGGAUGCUCCCCUUGGCAGACACGAGGCCUUUGACAUGAAGGUGCCGGAUCUGUCACAUGUACUCCAUCAUGGAGUGGCGCCCAUCCAUGGCUACAAGGGUUACAUUCCUGGCCGUGUCAGCGAGAACGUCAUCGGCGAGCGCCAAUGCAAGUCCAUCGCGCUGGCAGAUUGUGACAGAUCAUCUUCACCGCAAAGCGCGGCUGCGGAUCACGCAGCGCUGACGCGGUUGGCAGACCAUGCAGGGGACAAAGCCAGUCCCUGGGACACUCCGAAGGAGUGUGUCCUUAAGGGCGUUUCACCGCAGCGUUGUGAGAACAUGCAGGCGCUUGAAGAAGGUCUCGAGCGCAUCUAUGAUUUCAAUUCCCCGGAGCGUGCCGUCUUGACAGCGUUGCGGCACACAUUCCAGCACACAAAACAGUCCAUGAACGAGGAAAGUCUGGCGACGACGCCUAGCACAGAGAAGGCAGAAACAUUGCUGGAGGCGUCGAAGGGCAAGCUUGCUGCCAUCAAGGAGCACCUUAGCGGCCUGGAGGCUGGCUGCUCCGAGGAGUUGAAGGGCACCCUCCAGGCAGGUCUUGGGCCCUGCCAAGCGAAAGUGAAAGACUUCGAUGGGCGACUGUCCAGGUUGAGCCAAGCUCUCGCUCAGCACAAGCAGAGUUUCGAAGCUGCAAGGGAAGCUGUGAAGACACAGGAAGCUGGUGAGGACCCAGGCGACAAUAAAGCUCAGAAUGGAGGUGUCUCUGAGGAGACGGUCGGAGUCCCUCCGGCUGAAGAAGCGACUCCAGCGAAGAAGGAAGAUGCCAUGCAAGUAGACGAGCCCGCGCCGAUAGCAAAGCCUGAAGCAGAAGGCGGCGCAGCUCCAGAAGGCCAAGGCCAAACCAGCGCGUGA
Molecule: messenger RNA, 2139 nt
Organism: Symbiodinium natans
Lineage: Eukaryota; Dinophyceae; Suessiales; Symbiodiniaceae
Source: the annotation of a GenBank genome assembly